AUGUGCACUUCAGAUUCAUCGUCUACUCAUUACAUGUCCCCGAAACCAACCCCAUACAAUUUCGCCCCAGAAUAUAAGCGAGAAAAAUGGGCUGCUGUUGCGGCUUCCUGCAAGCGCAAUAUCACUGAUGGCCAGUUGGUUUCCUCCUCCCCAUAUGCCUAUACCCACGCUUCCAAUCCAAUCAACCGAUCCAGAAACAGAUACACAAACGUCUUACCUUAUGAUAGGACACGUGUACAACUCAAGACGCUUGCGGGCGGCUCGGAUUAUAUAAAUGCUCUGAUCCUACGAUUGGCACAGAACAAGUACAUUGCAGCACAAGGUCCGCUUCCGUCGACUAUUCACCACUUCUGGGCCAUGUGCUUCGACCAGGCUAUCCAACAAAAUGUGGAUGUGAUUCUUGUUGUCAUGGUAACUCCUUUGCAAGAAAGAGGUGUCGUCAAAUGUGCCAAAUAUUGGCCAAGCAAGGGUGAUGGUGUAAUUCAGUUGGGAAGCUCUCUUGCAGCUGAGGACUUAGCAUAUGGCGAUUUGGAAUUAGAAUGGAUCAGCAGUGAAGAAAAAGAUCUGUUUACGAUUUCCAAUUUUCGUUUGAGUGCGGGCUCAAUCACCAAGAAUGUGCUUCAUUACUACUAUGGCAAAUGGGAAGACUCCAUGCCGCCCACAAGGACAGGACCGUUAGCAGCACUAGCCUCCGAACUUGAUUUGGCAAGAAAGGCUUUUCCGGGCAUCAUCCCAAUCAUCCACUGUUCUGCUGGGGUGGGCAGAACGGGAACACUCAUUGCAUACGAUCACUUCUGCCACGGCGAUGCGAUCUACUCAAGCGACGAUCCAGUCUACGAGACUAUAUCUAAGCUCCGUGAACAACGAAUGAUGAUGGUUCAGACAUGGCAACAGUUUAAGUUCUUGUAUGAUGUGGUAGACAACAUGGUGGGCGAAGAAGCGGCUCAUCAAGAUUAA
Australozyma saopauloensis is the source of this 957-nucleotide messenger RNA. RefSeq names its product tyrosine protein phosphatase (gene PTP1). Lineage: Eukaryota; Fungi; Ascomycota; Pichiomycetes; Serinales; Metschnikowiaceae. The transcript has a single exon. Gene Ontology annotation, molecular function: protein tyrosine phosphatase activity. The record is from RefSeq and is a predicted model, not a curated record. Bases 1 to 957 code for a protein of 318 amino acids. Gene Ontology annotation, biological process: protein dephosphorylation.